Mollisia scopiformis is the source of this 862-nucleotide messenger RNA. RefSeq lists its product as uncharacterized. Bases 107 to 781 code for a protein of 224 amino acids. NCBI's taxonomy places the organism in Eukaryota, Fungi, Ascomycota, Leotiomycetes, Helotiales, Mollisiaceae. The record is from RefSeq and is a predicted model, not a curated record. The transcript has a single exon.
UGGAGGAAGUAGAAGAAGAUGAGGGAGAGGCGGAAAACUAGGAGUCAGUACCGAAGAGGAGGGGAGCGGUGCUAAGAAAUUGGAUCACCCCUUAGUUGCAAGUGCAAUGGAGGACGAGGAGUUUCCUUUUGUUAGUGUUUAUAAUGCGUCCCUUCUUGAAAGUGUUUUUGGCGUACAAGAUAUAGAAGACUUGUUAAGUGACGGGUCUUUGUCUAAGACGGAACAAAAGGAGGAGGUUGACUUUUUCCAAUUCGAUAAUAUUGUUGAUGGGGAGUGGUUUGAAGAGAACGCGGUACAGAUUGAGGAACCUAGGAAGAGAUACAGAUUAGACGAGAGUGUCAAGACGAGAUACAGACUAGACGAGAGUGUCAAGACGGAACCACAGAACACCGGGGAGAAGACGUUCCUUUCUAUCUUUCUUGAGAAGUUUCCAGAUUGGGACGCGCAGAAAGCUAAAGAGAUCUUGAACCAAGUCCCGUCAGCAGCAGAAGUUAAGAAGUUUGAAGACUUCUGCGAGUUCUUGUUUCCUGACCUCAACUGCAAGGACUGUGACGACGAUCUCUGCGCCCGCUGUAUGACGAGACACACGCCUUUUCCAUCCGACGAGCUACGAAGGGACAACUUAGCCAGGUACGGCAGAGGAGAAGCUGCAGAGAUAGCCAAGAUGGAACAAGCUCUUCAAAAGAACUACCCUACGUUCCGACCGCGAUAUCGACCGCGACGUCGACCACCUCCUGUGGAAGUCAAUGGGAUGUACAAGUCUAAAGCAAAGAAAGUCUAGCCGGUUGACCAGAACGAUGGCACUGGUGAGGGUCCUGGCGGCAGGAAAGACUGGUAUGAGAGGUCUAAAGCGCGCUGUCCG